UUUUACCUGAACUUAAAAAUUGAAACCAGAAAGGAGAAGCUUCUGAACUCAGACAUCCAUUGGAAGCUUCUGAUAAGUGAUGAUGGCUCAUCUUCUCAUCUCAGAGUGUGGUCGAUUGCUUGAUUCUGCUCAACCUUUUUCUAGUGUUGAGUACCCCACUCCUGCUAGCCUGCUAUAGAGCAAUUCAGAAUAAGAAGUGAAAUGCAGAGUAAGCCCAGAGAGAAGAAGUUCGAUCAUGUCCUCCCCGAAACAAUCGAACUGGAAUUCCCCAAAGAACCUCCAAGCAUUCAAACUGAAAGAAAAUGAUGAAGAUGGAGGGUCGUUCAGUGUAAGGAUAUGGACCAGUGUAGAAAUUUGGAGAACGUUUUUCAUCCGCACAGGAUAUAAGUACAGAUGGCCAUAUCAUCUGAUAUCCGUCAGAUAGCACUGAGCUGUGAGUUGGAAGGGAACCUUUUAUUUUUCUCAUUUGCCCUUUUGUGGUGUUGUGUAAAGAGUAACGUUUAUAAGAUUGUGUGACAGUUGUGGCGUUUCUGCAGCAGAAGCAACUUGCAAGAAGCAAGUAAACAAAAAACAACAAAUGCACAUCCGUUACUGCUCUUCACCUGUGCUCCUUUACCUAAUCUUUCUCCCAAGACACGAGAAAAUUUUGAGAUUUCUGUGGAGAACUCUAGACGGGUCUUUGCCGCUUGUUCUAAAAUAGGCAAAUUCAUUAAAUUUAUGGGUUUUUUUUGCUUGCCAGAGGAAUUAGUAGUUGUAAAUAUCAAGGCAGAUUUUGCAUCUAUCACUGAUCCCUAUUGGGCUUCUGAGCUUUUCCCUAUUUAACCGUUCAAUCGUCUAUGGUGGGUUGUCCCUGGCUUGCACAGAAUUCGAAGUGAGGAAAAAAUUCCAGUUGCGAGAUGACCCAGAAGAGGAAAUCCGCAGAGUUCACUGCUUUGGAGGAAAGUGAUAGAGCGCUCAAUCACAUCUUCUGUGGCACUGCUAAUUCUCUGUCUCAACUUUAUGGUGAAGCACUCCAUCAGCAGAAGUUGCUCUUUCAGGCUGGGGAGAGACGUGCUUUGGAAAAACUAAAUGAAUGGAUAUUGACGAAGCAACAAGGAGGAGUAACAGUUACAGAAGCAGAUAUUUUAGCAUAUCUUCAGAAUGAGCUUGACAUUGGAGUAGAAGUGCCAUCUCUGCCCAUACCUGAGCAGCAGCAACACCUCAAUAUAAAUGCUAGUUUACCCUUGUCAUCUCCAGGGCCUCAAAUGCUAGAGGGAAAAUUCUUGCAAGCAACAGGUCCUCUGGUUUUACCAGUGGCCUUCAACAUGGACCAACCCAGGAAUUCUGCUUCCUCCAAUGAUGCUCCAUCCACUCCUCUCAAGGAGAGUAUUCCAUUUGAAGUUGCAGGCUAUUCGGAGAUGUUGGCGCAUUGCAUGCAGAUUGAGGAUCAAGAAGUAUGAGUGAGUGAAAACCAUAAUUAGACUUCUUGGAUUCUUAAGGAUGGAGGUCUUAUUGAUAUGCAUUGUGCUGAAGCAGGAAGCAGAAUGGAGUCUGUAUUUUCUCUCUGUGGAUAUUAAAUCAUCACUAUGAACUGCUUUACCACCUUUCCCAUCUUUACAUUGAGUCAGUGGGAAUAUAGAACCACCUCAUACUGGCAAAUUGGUUCCAUUGUAUCUUCCCCUUUGGAAGAUCAACAGUGUUUGCAAAGUUAACAAAAUAUAUAUUUUAAUUUUCUUCUCUAAA
Messenger RNA from Macadamia integrifolia, 1722 nucleotides. RefSeq lists its product as uncharacterized. The transcript has 4 exons. The record is from RefSeq and is a predicted model, not a curated record. Lineage: Eukaryota; Viridiplantae; Streptophyta; Magnoliopsida; Proteales; Proteaceae. Bases 897 to 1439 code for a protein of 180 amino acids.